This is a messenger RNA of Neodiprion virginianus, 3568 nucleotides long. RefSeq lists its product as uncharacterized. Gene Ontology annotation, molecular function: transmembrane transporter activity. Gene Ontology annotation, biological process: transmembrane transport. The record is from RefSeq and is a predicted model, not a curated record. The transcript is spliced from 5 exons. Gene Ontology annotation, cellular component: membrane. Lineage: Eukaryota; Metazoa; Arthropoda; Insecta; Hymenoptera; Diprionidae. The coding region runs from base 824 to 2230 and encodes 468 amino acids.
AGAAGCUAAAAAAAAAAAAAAAAAACGGGCAUCCAGUGUGUUACGUAUGUCGCUCCUCACAUCGGUGAACUCUCGUGGUAGAUCGAGUACACUUCAUGCACGAGUGUAAUUAAAAUAUGCUUCGCCGUAGAAAGAUUCCAGUGAGAACAGAGAGUCACUGACGUUUCGGCAGUUUCACUAUCAACAUACCUUUGUAACACCAGAUUGCAACUGGAAAUUCAUCCAAUUCAAAGAAACAGCACGUACUUUCAACUUGUCUGAUUUAAUCAAAUUUUACACUUCAGGAAACUUUAGUUUCCGUUAUAGAAAUAAUCCACAAGCAAGUUUUGACUUAUUUCUAAGUCCCUCAUCUCACGAUCAGUUCGAAUCGCUCCAUUCGUAACUGUCCCAAACUCAUAUUUUUCAUUAUAACUACCAUAAGGCGUUAUUCUUACUUUAUCCACGCGCUAGACAAACUGACUUGAUAAGAUUACUUUGGAAACAGAGCGCAUCAUUAGUAAGGGGAUUAAAACUCCACAAGUCAUUCGACCGCCAAGCCGCGAAAAGUCAACUGUCUUACGUUGAAAGUCGGUGGAGAACGAGCUGCUCCCCCCUUAAGCUCGUCAGGUCUGAUCAAGAAACGAAGACCGAGUACAUCAUUCUAUACUUGUUGGGAAGAAGGGACACUUGCAACGGGAUCAGGAAAAAUAUUCAAAGGAAAGAAGCUAAAAGCUCAGGAAGGAAAACCUCGAAGUGUGUCGACAUCGUGCCUCAGACGUGUCUCUUGGUGUUCUACGACGUGAGUGCUAUUUUUUAUUCCGAUCAUCAGCAAUUUGCGUACACGAUGGAGUCAAAAGGCAGCUUUCGGCCAUCACAGUGGAAGCAGUGCCUUGCAGCGUUUGCAUCAUCUCUAAUGUUCAAUCCAACCACAGGCGCUAUUUGGUAUCACCUGAAGUCCACAGAAAGAUAUUUCGAGUUCAUUUACCUCGUGCCUAGUGUCAUCUUAGUCACAGGCGGUGCGAUUCUCGCAGCAGUCUGCUCUGAUUUUUGUGGACGUAAGAAAACUAUGUUAGCGUCAUCAUUUUUCGCUGUACUUCAAACUGUUGCAAACGGUGGAUUUCUUCCGGAAAUCUUAACAGAGAUUCUGAACUUCGUUUAUUUGUUUCAUCUCGGUUUCACCUACACUGCUAUUUUUCUUUACAUUUCGGAAGUUACUAGCACCAAUAUUCGCCAAACCGCAAUGGUACUUCCGCUGGCAACUGAUCUAAUGAUAGGAUUUAUUUUGCUAUCGGUCUAUCAAAUUUUUGACAGUAUUCGGGCAUAUCAGGUUGCACAUGGUAUAUCUGUCUUGAUCGCAACUGUAUUAUACAUUGCAAUAAUUUUACUGUGCCCUGAGACGCCCUAUUACUUGAAUUCGAGAGAUAGGCGCAGAGAAACUGAACAGUCUCUCAGUUUCUAUACCGGAUUGAGGUACGUCAGAAAAGCAGAACUGAUACCGGAACCCGGUGACAAUUCGCGAGUGGCGAGGUAUACGCAGCAACGGAAAGACAAACUGAGGGAAAUCACCGAACUGAAAAAUAUUCACAGUUUCGGAAUGAUUUUUUUGUUAAUAUUGAUAAAAUGGGGCAUUGGACAGCGUAACAAUGCAUCAUUUAUACAAGCAGUGAUGGGAAAUAGUGGAAUUUUUCAUGCUUUGAUUGUUCAUUUCGCAUCAAUAGUCUUCACUAUCAUUCUGGCUAUAGCUAUAAUCCUAUUUUCGAAGAAAUUGUCUCUGUUGGCAGUAAUUGUCAUCAGUUUCAUGGCAACUUUAAUCGGAAUUUGGAUACAAGCUCCUGUGAUAAUUUCGUUACUCAUUUUUGUGAAAUACUUGGGUCACUUUAUCUUUACUGGUGUCACGUGGUCUUCUGUAGGAGUUUCAUUCACGACGAAUGUCAGGGCCAUCGCCAUUGCUAUUAUAGUCAGCUUCGACGUGCUGAUAGGUACCAUCGUGUUCUGGAUUGAGUACCAGAUGUAUCAAAAAGAUCCUGAAUAUCAUCCCUGGUACCUCGAUGUACCUCCUGUAGUAAAAUCUUACAUCGACAUGGGGACUCUUGUUGUCGCUUUCAUCUUAGUCUUGAUUUUCAUUCCAAAAACGAUCGAGGUGCAGCCUGAGGAAAAGUUUGAAAAUUAUGCUGUCGUUCGAUUCGGAGCUGUGGAGUUAUCACAGGUUCCGGCGGAAGUCGCGGGGCUCAGCCAGCCAUUGCAGAAAUAGAAUCCAAAAUUUCAUCACCGAGAAAAUUUUAAGGACUGGGUCUACCAGAUGUUACUAAACCGUUUACCUAUUCUUAGACGCUUUUCGUGAAAUUUCAUCAUUUGAAUAGUCCCACAGCACUGCACACUCGUGAUUAAAAUGGUACCCGAGAACUCGUAUCGUUAGACAUGGUUGAAUUUAUUACCACACUUUUUGUUGCAUAAUCGAAAACGGUUUCUCCGGAUUGAAUCGUAAGUCAGUUGAAUACAUUUUCUUAUCGCGUCUUGAUCAUUGAUUUUUCCAUUCUCCUCACAAUAUCUCAAUCAUCCAAACCUCUAUUACACGCGGCUACUUUUGCGCAAUGCAUAUCCAUGUAUUGUGUAAUACCCGGUAAAACUUUCAGCUGCUCCCUCGUUUUCGAUGCGCUAUUCAAUAUGUAAUGCCAAAAUGGUAUCAGCCGAGAUAUACAAGUCAAUACGGUCGAAUAAUUAGCACAGGCAGCCGUUGCUGUGUCAAAAAUUUAAAUUGAAGGUUUGCGCAGAAGCUUUAGUUACCUAGAUGAAGCCAUCCCCAUGUGACUCAAGGAUUCGUCUGAAACUUGACAUACUUUCUGAAUUGUACACAAAAAACUGCAAGCAUCUCUUUGGUCUCGACGAUACAUAGUUUUCAAACGUCGGAUACAGUAACGUGUUCGAAAAACAGGGCAGAAAAUAUCAUUCCUUACGGAAUUUUUGGUGAUUUGAAUAUUGUGUUAAUUGUAUUACUCGACUGAUCUUGGUUCAUGGUGCAGAGACCAAGUCAAAGGCAACUCAGAAUUUGCGAAGGAAAACUGAUGUUUUGAUGAUUUCUGCAAUACAACGAUUAUUUCGAAUUCCGCAAUGGUCAUCUCAAACUGACAUUCAGCGAUGCAUGAACAAUCACGUUUUCUCAUUCUGGUGUUGAUCCAUCUGUCAGAAUUUAAACCUGACAAGCAAUAAAGUUUGUCUCAUGAUACCAAAAAACUUCUAUCAAAUAAAAAUACAAGAUUUUGUUGGUGAUUUCCAAAUGACCAUCGGCCUAACUUUGGCUCCUUCAACCAAGGUCAGUCGAGUACCAAUACCAAUUUCUGUAUUUCUUGAAUUCAUGCUGUUCAUUUCUGAAAUAGAUUUCUCUGAAAUGCCUCAUUUUCAUCAUAAGUCAGUCUCUCGUUGUUAACAGUUCCUUCUCAUAAUGUCCGUAUUUCGACCAUUCCGCCACUCCGUACGUCUCUUAAAUUCUAGAACAUUCUCAAUUCGUCAACUGAGAUUCUCUUUUUCCGGACGUCUCUCACGAGUGCAGUGUUUCACUUUCUACCUCUCAUCCAAUUAUUCAGUUCGCGUC